ACAUCUUCGGGUGUGAGGAAGAUUAAUAGAGGUCGAAUUGAGUGUGGAAUGGAUCAUAUGAAAAUGAAAGCUAUUUGUGGGUGCAUAGUUUUCCUUGUUUUGCUGCAGGUGAUGAUGAUGAUGAUGAUGAUGAUGAUGAUGAUGAACACAAUGCCAGUCGCUGCUGCUGCUGCUGCUGCUGCUGGAGAAUACAAUGGUUCUGAUUGUAUUAAUGCAAGAAAUGAGAAUUGGUUGCUGGCAUCUGAAGCAGAUCCACCGCCGGUGGGUGUAAAACCAGCUCUUGACGCAAACAGACCAGUUUGUGGUGGUCCAAAUGGCCUCCCAUGUACAAAAAAAGCCAAUCCAGGGGCCGGAAGAGGCUGCAAAAUGUACUAUGGGUGCUCAACCUGAUCAUGAGGCUCAUGACAACUGUGAGAUAUAUACUAGCUACUACAAGGAAAUCAAUUUUCUUGUCUCAUGACAUGGCUUAAGGUGAUCAAUAUUGUAUGCAUGUAAUGUAAUGUAAUGUAUUGUAUGUUUUUAUUUCGUAUUUCAACAGCUGUAUGUAU
Dioscorea cayenensis subsp. rotundata (Guinea yam) is the source of this 548-nucleotide messenger RNA. RefSeq lists its product as uncharacterized. The record is from RefSeq and is a predicted model, not a curated record. The coding region runs from base 49 to 390 and encodes 113 amino acids. Lineage: Eukaryota; Viridiplantae; Streptophyta; Magnoliopsida; Dioscoreales; Dioscoreaceae. The transcript has 2 exons.